GGCGGAGAGCGGCGCAUGCGUCCCAGCCGCCCACGUGGGGAAGAAGGCCCGCCGACCUGUCCCCGGUGUCUUCGGUGGGAGCGGCUCGCUCGGCCAUGGCAAGACCAAGGCCCGUUCGCUUUCGCCCGCCGCUUUCGCUCCGGCCGGGAGCCCGAGCGAGCCGGCGGCGGAAGACGAAGCGGAGAAGAAGAGGCAAGCUCCCCGGCCGCCGAGCUGCUGGAGAAGUUGCAGCACCCCAAUGCCGACGUGCGUGAAUUUGCUUGCGCCAACAUUUCCAAGAUGUUGCAACAGCAGCAGACGAUCCCAGCUUUUGUGCAACGAGACGUCGUUCGGCGGCUGGGCCCGUUGCUGCUGGAUCCAAGCUUAGUGGUUCGGGAGACGGCGGCGGGAGCUCUCCGAAAUCUCAGUGCCUGUGGAGGAUUUGAAGUUUGCAACGAUAUGGUCGCUAAAGACAUCAUGACUCCUCUGGUCGCUUUAUUGAAGAGUGCCAGACAAGCAGACGAGAAGAACCAUGCCGGAAGCAUCGCUAACGAAGCUGUGAAUCUGCUCUGGAAUGUGUGUGAAUGCAACAGUAACGCCGUUUCAAUAUUCAACAAAGAAGGAUGCUUAGAUGUUGUUCUACAAUAUCUGAAGAGAUUUCAUGCAAAUGUUGACCUGGCUAUCGCUGUGGCGUCCUGUUUACAAACCGUGACAGAAGAACCAGAUCUGCUAUCGUCUUUCGCUGCACCUGCGCACCAGGUGCUGGAAAUGGUCAUGUUAUCCUCGGAGAAAGAUAUGGACCAUAUCCUUUGUGCGGACCUUGGUGGCAGGGUAGCGUGGAACAUCAAGAGCACCGUGCCUUCGGGAAGCCAGGCGGAAACUAUCAAUGCCAUCCUGAAGAUUUUCUCAGAGUGUCUGGCGGUGGAUGCUGGAGAGGCGGUCGUUCGGAUGAAGGAAGCCGAGAAAAGGUUGAAGGCUCCCGUUGAAGGAAACGAGGUGAACGGAGGAAGCGCCACACACGUAGAAGAGGAUAGAAUGGAAGGAAACUACAGGGAUCGCCCAAGGAGAGAGGACCUGUUGGAUCUACUGCCAGUAACCAGCAAGCGUUGAAGCAAGUGAGAGCGUUACUACUGUGCUCAACAAACUGCCCUGGAGAUCAUUGUCAACAUGUGCUGCAAACGAGAUGCCUCUGACGAAGAAUGGGAGGAGUUAUCGAGCAGCGAUGAGAGCGAUGCCUUUCUGGAUAACAGUUACGAAGAAGAGGGAAAGCUCCUUUCGCUGUGCCUUUCAGCUGAAAUUCACACCGCCCUGGUCAACCAGUUGAUCCCAAAGAAGAUCCUGGAAAAAACUGCUUUCCCUAGUGCAGUUACUCUUGAUGUCUGUAUGAAGCAUCCAUCUUGGAAGCCUCUGAUGAAAAAGUUGAACAUGAUCCAGUACAGAGCGCUAACCUGCCUUCAUAGCAUCUUACUGGUGUCGGACGUGGAUAGCCUGGGGGGCCCUUCGGUGCUUCAAUCCCUCUCACAGCAUCUGUCUCAGUUAAUUUUUUCUCAGCCAGAAUUUUCAAAAGAAGUGGAGUUUCUAGAAGCUGUCACCAGUGCGUUGCGAGCUCUUUUGCAAAUGUUGGCAUCCAAUAAUAUACCUCAGUCCAUGACCCCGGAGCAGCUGAUGACUCUGUGUGACACCGGAAUUCAGAGCACAAAUACCAGCGUCCGAAUCAACGUGGUUAGCAUUUUGGGAAUUGCUGGGAGUGUGCUUGCCAAAGUGGAAGACACCGCGGAGACGCUCAAGAACAUCGGGAAAUUCCUCCUCAAUGUUGCGACGAAGGACCCUUCCCUUGUGGUGGUGGGAGAAGCCUUGGACGCCCUCUUCGACGUUUUUGCCGAUGGCAAAGAAGCGGAAAAGGCAGCGGAGGAAAUCAAGUUGCUUUACGCGCUUAAGGAAUUCCAGCCCGUUUUCAAGUCACGAAUGCGAAAAGAAGGCAGAGGACAGUAUAACACAGAACAACUGUGUGUUCUAGACAACGUGAAGCUGAAUUUAAGAAGAUUUAUUGCCUAUCAAGAGACACUGGACAGAAAGAAAAAAGCUUUGGAAUAGAAAUAGAAUGGAAAGUUCUAUUUUUGAUAUAGUUUAUCAACUGUUUUAACCAUGAAUUCUAUAGGACUUUGUAACAACAGCUAGGAGGAGAAAGGGGUUAUGGUCUGCUUUUCAUGUUAUGUGUCUUGAUUUGGGGGAGAGGGGAAGCAAAGAGGCAGAGAAAAGUGUGAAAAUGAAUUCAGUACCACAAAAGGUCAAAAUUUGUCCUUAAUGUGGUGGAAUGUUUUGAUUUGCCAUUCUUGGAAAAAGAAUGAGUAAAAAAUCAAAAAUAAAAUAUUAUAAUGGAAGGGUCCAUUUUCUUAAUGUGGACAAAAUAAUUUGAUUUCCUUGAUGAUAUAUUUCAGGCUUUCCUGUUUUAUUUUAUUUUUAAGUAAAAGUCCAAUGUAAAAAAAAAAAAAAGGAUAAAACAUUGUUCCUGGGUGAUACCAGUUUUCUCAGUGCCCAAAUAUGGAGACUUUUUCUGCUUCUUUUUAAAAAUGUUUUCUUGAUAACAGCCAAGUUCACACAUUGCAUUUUUGCUAAUAUGCAUAAUAUAUGCAGAAGUAUUUCUUCAUAUUGUAUUUGAAAUCCUUUUAGCCAAAAGCUGUUUAAAAUGCAAAAUAACUACGUUUUCUACCAAAA
This is a messenger RNA of Thamnophis elegans (Western terrestrial garter snake), 2694 nucleotides long. It is a transcript of the gene HEATR3, whose product is annotated as HEAT repeat containing 3. The record is from RefSeq and is a predicted model, not a curated record. Lineage: Eukaryota; Metazoa; Chordata; Lepidosauria; Squamata; Natricidae. Gene Ontology annotation, biological process: ribosomal large subunit biogenesis; protein import into nucleus.